This is a messenger RNA of Theobroma umbraticum, 744 nucleotides long. RefSeq lists its product as uncharacterized. The record is from RefSeq and is a predicted model, not a curated record. NCBI's taxonomy places the organism in Eukaryota, Viridiplantae, Streptophyta, Magnoliopsida, Malvales, Malvaceae.
GUAACAACUUCUGUAGUUUUUGCGAGUGAUAAAAGGGUUGACUAGAAAUGACGCAUGAAUCACCCGUACAAUUAAGAUUUUAUAUAUAUAUAUAUAUACAUAUAUUUCAAAUAGAAAGGGAUUCUGGGCUUCUAGCAAUUCAAUUUUUUUUUUUGGUACAAGGGUUGUUAGCAGAACACAAAAGAAAAAAGAAAACGAAGAAUAACAAAUUCCGAAAACUAAUUGAGGAUGACCUCCCUCCCCGCACACAGACAGACAGAUACUAAUUCUCCGGUUUGACAAGAGCUAGGCCCACUCCAAGCUACAGAAUCUUCACCAUUUAUAAUUUUACACGGUUACCCAUCGAAGCAGAACCAAACCCAAGUGAAAAGAGUAAAACAAGACCCAAGAAACCCAAAAAUGGUGCUGUGGUCCUACCCACCAACGGUAAAGCAACUGGCAGUAACAAUCGGGUUUUGCCUCACCGGGACUUCCCUCAUGGCCGUCGGAGCUUACCUCUCCGUUGUCAACAUAGCUCCUCAACAAGAACGCGCCAAAGACCGUAGCCAAUACGUUAAAGACCGACUUCGAAAGAUGCUUGACGAUUAGCCACCACCCCGCCCCAAACAACAGAAGAAGAAGAAGACCAAAGUAAGGAAAAAACAGGCAACCCUUUUUAGAUUUUCGGUAUUGAUUGGUUUGGUUCUGAAUUUUGCUUGACAUGUAAAAGAAAUUAACCUUUGGAAGUUUUUUCAAUAUUGGGUC